CGACUCGACGAUAAGCUGCUUCGCCACCACUCAAUCUGAUGCUCCCAACAGGGAAUAUCGCGACUACGAGAAUAUCCCGUCCGUUUUCGCCCGCUCGCUCGCACGCUCACUGACCCUCCCCUUGCAGGAAUGCGGCGCUGAGGGAAUUAGUGCCACGCUGACACAAGCACACAAUGCAUGCAUUGAGUCAAUAAUUUGUACUCUGUACUCCGUGCAUGAGCUUAAAUCCCGCAGUCUUCGGAAUGUACAAACAAUGAUGGCUGCUGCCACCAUUUCACCGCCGUCGGUCUAGACUGGAUGGCCUGGAUGGCCGGUGAGAAAAAUCCCUCUGCGUUCAUGCCAGAACUCGUCCAACAGGUCGCGUUAAGCUUUCGGGAUGUCGCGGGUAGACCGCCGUGCCUUGGAAACCCACUGGCAACCCUAAAAUGGGUCAGCUCAUCCGCGGAGAUCCAUCGAGAAUUCGAGAUAGAGCCGUGGGUGGAUCGCGCUGGAUAAUCGGCUCCGCUAGACCGCACGAUUGCCUUUCUCCGAGGCCCUCAGCUUGUCCAAAAUUCCAGCUAUCAUCCUGUGAAGUAACUAAAACGCCGGCGACUGGGCUCGUGAGACGCCAUAAUAAUGUGAAUACAUUCUUUUAGUGCCGUAGGCUUUCCCGGUCUGAUAAUUGGGGUCCCUUACUCCGGAGUAGAUUUGUCUUAUGAGCGAGGCCGUUGGAACUUCUCUUGACCGAUGUUUCUUCUUGUACUCUAAUUUUGUCCUCCACUACACCCAACAAUAAGGAUGACGACUGUCACUGAGGUCUGGACAAAGGCGCUCGUCCCGAGUGAUCUCCUACUCAAGUCGACCACAAUCAAGGUCGAAGAAGAGGAGACUUCGGAUGUUGACCUACAAGAUAUUCCUCUGCCACCCCCUUCGACAAGACCGACGGAGGUGCUGAGUAUAGACAAGAACACACCAGAUAAUCAUGUCCCUCGUGACCCUCGACUUCUCAGAUUAACGGGUGUGCAUCCGUUUAACGUCGAGCCUCCUCUUACAGACCUUUACAAAGAAGGAUUCCUCACCUCACCGGAACUCUUCUAUGUCAGAAACCAUGGCCCGGUUCCCUUCGUGAAGGAUGACGAUAUCUCAAACUGGGAAAUCAGCAUCGAAGGGCUUGUCGAGAAGCCAUUAGUCUUGAAUUUCCGUCAGGUUUUACAACAGUAUGAUCAAAUCACGGCCCCAAUCACCCUCGUUUGUGCCGGUAAUAGGCGAAAGGAGCAGAACACUGUGCGAAAAUCAAAGGGCUUCUCGUGGGGUUCGGCCGCGUUGUCAACGGCCCUCUUCACUGGCCCUUUGAUGGCUGAUAUCCUCCGAAGUGCCAAGCCACUGCGCAAAGCCAAGUAUGUCUGUAUGGAGGGAGCAGACAAACUGCCAAAUGGCUUCUAUGGAACAUCUGUCAAGUUGAACUGGGCCAUGGACUAUAACAGAGGUAUCAUGCUGGCUCAGAAGAUGAACGGGGAGUCUCUUCGACCUGACCAUGGUCGUCCACUGAGAGCUGUUGUACCGGGUCAAAUCGGUGGUAGAAGCGUCAAGUGGUUGAAAAAGUUGAUUUUGACGGACGCACCAAGCGACAACUGGUAUCAUAUCAAUGAUAACCGUGUCUUACCAACCAUGGUUUCUCCUGAAAUGGCAUCAAGCGACCCAAAGUGGUGGCGUGAUGACCGUUACGCCAUAUAUGACCUCAACGUCAAUUCCUCCGUUGUUUAUCCGGAAAACAACGAAGAGUUAAACAUUGCUUCAGCGGGGCCAGCUUACACAGUGAAAGGCUAUGCGUACGCAGGGGGUGGACGAAGAGUCACGAGGGUGGAGAUCUCGGUGGAUAAGGGCAAGAAUUGGCGCUUGGCCGACAUUCAUUACGCGGAAGAUAAAUACCGUGACUUCGAAGGAGACCUUUUCGGUGGAAAAGUAGACAUGUCCUCGCGAGAGACCUGUUUCUGUUGGUGCUUCUGGUCUCUUAGCAUCGCUAUUUCUGAGCUCGAAAACAGUGAUGCCAUCAUCGUUCGAGCAAUGGACGAGGCACUGAGUAUUCAGCCGCGCGACAUGUACUGGUCUGUCCUGGGUAUGAUGAACAAUCCUUGGUUUCGGGUCACAAUUACCAAAGAGAAUGGUAUCUUGAAAUUUGAACACCCAACACAUCCCACCAUGCCCGGUGGCUGGAUGGAACGCGUUAAGAAGUCUGGAGGUAAUCUGCUCAACGGAAACUGGGGCGAGAGACAAGAUGGAGAGGAACCAAUUGCCCCCGAACCCGUGAAGGAAAUCAAGAUGAAGAAGGAUGGGUUGAAUCAAGCGAUCAGUCUGGAGGAGUUCAAGAGUCAGUCAAGCGAACAAAAGCCAUUGUUUGUCGUUAAUGGCGAAGUUUAUGAUGGCACGGCAUUCCUUGAAGGCCAUCCCGGAGGGGCGCAGAGUAUCAUCUCCUCUGCCGGACUCGAUGUCUCGGAGGACUUCCUGGCAAUCCACAGCGAAACAGCAAAAGCAAUGAUGCCUGCUUAUCACAUCGGAACAAUGGACAAGGAAUCCCUAGAUGCACUCAAGAACGACGCCUCAUCAGUUUCAGACAAACCACGCGCAGAGUUCCUCCAGUCAAGGUCAUGGACCAAAGCAACUCUUGCGAAGAAAACUGACAUAUCAUGGGACACACGCAUAUUCAGCUUCCAGCUAGAACAUGACAAACAGACACUGGGCUUGCCAAUCGGCCAGCAUCUUAUGAUCAAAGUCUUAGAUUCAGCAGCAGGGAACGAAGCCAUUAUUCGCUCCUACACCCCGAUAUCCGAAACCAACCAAGAAGGAACAAUGGACUUGCUGGUCAAGAUCUAUUUCGCAAGUCCCACAGUUCCUGGCGGCAAGAUGACCAUGGCUCUUGACAGGCUCUCCUUGGGCUCGGUGAUCGAAUGCAAAGGACCGACCGGACGGUUCGAGUACCUCGGAAACGGCCGAGUUCUCGUCAGCGGCAAAGAACGCCAUGUCAACUCCUUUGUCAUGAUUUGCGGCGGAACCGGCAUCACGCCGAUAUUCCAGGUCCUACGUGCUGUUAUGCAAGAUCAACAGGAUCCCACUACGUGCGUUAUUCUCGACGGGAACAGGCAGGAGGAGGACAUUCUUUGCAAGUCCGAACUUGACGCAUUCGAGGUGUCGGACAGCAAUAAAUGCAAGGUGAUCCAUACUCUGAGCAAAGCUCCAGAUUCUUGGACGGGCCGUCGAGGGCGUAUCUCGGCAGAUCUCCUCAAGGAGUAUGCGAAGUUUGAUGAGCAGACCAUGGUGCUUCUUUGUGGACCAGAGGCCAUGGAGAAGUCUACGCGGGAGAUUCUUCUAACGCAAGGGUGGGCGGAACAGAACCUUCACUUCUUCUAGGAAGUGUUAGCUCUAUGGAAAGAUGAUAUGUUUGACAUGAUAGGUUUGGCGUUUCUUGGGACAGGAUUGUUAUGUAUGUACACGAAUACACGCAUUGAUGCAGAUUUCAUAGAAAUAUGAAUAUUAUUAGCAAAUGAUUUAUAUUAUGUCUUGGCAUUGAU
Messenger RNA from Aspergillus melleus, 3545 nucleotides. RefSeq names its product nitrate reductase NiaD (gene niaD). The record is from RefSeq and is a predicted model, not a curated record. Lineage: Eukaryota; Fungi; Ascomycota; Eurotiomycetes; Eurotiales; Aspergillaceae. Gene Ontology annotation, molecular function: molybdopterin cofactor binding; heme binding; nitrate reductase (NADPH) activity. The transcript is spliced from 7 exons. Bases 778 to 3384 code for a protein of 868 amino acids. Gene Ontology annotation, biological process: nitric oxide biosynthetic process; nitrate assimilation.